GGGAUCACCCGGAUCACCACGUGAUGUAGACGAAAAACGUCACUGUUCCAUAGCUCUAGAAGUAGCCCUAAACAGCUCAUUCCUUGCAGUUGCCUGGAUCCCCUGGCAAGUGAGUCAGACCAUACAUCCAAUAUGACGCAACCUGUAGCCACUUUCAAGCUUGUCUUGGUGGGAGAUGGAGGAACAGGAAAGACCACUUUUGUCAAGAGACAUUUAACAGGAGAAUUUGAAAAGAAAUAUGUUGCAACUCUUGGAGUGGAGGUGCAUCCCCUUCUCUUCCACACAAACCGGGGACCUAUUUUAUACAAUGUGUGGGACACAGCUGGCCAGGAGAAGUUUGGUGGACUAAGAGAUGGUUACUACAUCCAAGCUCAGUGUGCCAUCAUCAUGUUUGACGUAACAUCCCGGGUCACGUACAAGAACGUACCCAACUGGCAUAGGGAUCUGGUGCGUGUUUGUGAGAAUGUCCCCAUCGUGCUUUGUGGCAACAAGGUAGACAUCAAAGACAGAAAGGUGAAAGCCAAAGCCAUCGUUUUCCACCGCAAGAAAAACCUGCAGUACUAUGACAUCUCUGCCAAAAGUAAUUACAAUUUUGAGAAGCCUUUCCUCUGGUUGGCAAAGAAGCUCACCGGUGAAGCCAACUUGGAAUUUGCAGAAAUGCCUGCUCUCGCACCCCCAGACAUCGCCAUGGACCCCAAUCUGGCCUCACAGUAUGAGCAGGAACUUAAAGUUGCAGCAGAAACUGCCCUACCAGAUGAGGAUGAUGACUUAUAGCCUGUGAACCCUUAUGACCACUGUCAAAUAUGCCAUCACCAACUGAAUAUUUGUCUUAAGCUAUUACCAACACAGUUUACAAAGUAUUUUUGUAUUUUCUUUGAAAAUGUGCUUUUAAUGCCCAUCAUGCCGCGUGGAGUGUAAAGGCAGAACCGCUAGCAUCACAAAGCAAUAUUCACAAAUUAAGAAUUAUGUACUCUGUUGGAUUUUGCCGACAUAAUAACUGAUGUGUAGUAAUAAAACAUUUUGUGUAAGAAA
Sardina pilchardus (European sardine) is the source of this 1032-nucleotide messenger RNA. RefSeq names its product GTP-binding nuclear protein Ran-like. The transcript has 7 exons. The record is from RefSeq and is a predicted model, not a curated record. Gene Ontology annotation, cellular component: nucleus; cytoplasm. The coding region runs from base 133 to 774 and encodes 213 amino acids. Gene Ontology annotation, biological process: protein import into nucleus; ribosomal subunit export from nucleus. Gene Ontology annotation, molecular function: GTP binding; GTPase activity. NCBI's taxonomy places the organism in Eukaryota, Metazoa, Chordata, Actinopteri, Clupeiformes, Clupeidae.